CGUUUUUCGAAUGGUACGUUACUUCGACUUGAAACUUAGUAACAGUGACCACUAGGAACAUUUUGGAGAUUUUGAUGUUUCUAAAAUAGGCCGUUAUCUGAACGUGCCUUGAUGUGUUAGGCUUUUCUGGAACCUUCGCUUCCAUGAUCUAUGGGGUUUUACCUACGCAAAGUGUCACUCAGCCUUUUUCAAAAUGGCAUUAAAUGAGAUUUCAUUGUUUUCAGUUACAGAGAAAUUUAACGGAAAACUACAGUAUUAACUCUGCAAAAACAGUCCGAUUAUAAUUUUUUGGUGAUAAAUAAUGUGUCGGUGUGCUUGUGUGACAGUAAUUAAUUUUGAACUAUAGUUCAAGUUUUAGCUGUGAUUAAUAAAUAACCUAUGAAAUACGUAAACAUCUAAUAACCAAUAGUGAGUAGUUCAAAAGAAUCGAGAAGAGUCUACAGAACGUGUUUAUUGAGUAGAAUUUAAGGCAUUUUACUUUGAUGAUAUUUCAAAACUUACCCAGUUAUAGAGGAAUCCAAACCACAGUCUCUCAGUUUGAAUGUGAAUGCCUUUACUAUUAAAUCACCAUGUUAGUAAUGCGAACUUAUCAAAGUGAGAUUGCAGUCGUUUCAUGAAAAUAUCCUACAUACAAUUGGAAAUUACAAUGUAGUCACCACCGACAUGUUUCCCCUGCCACAUCUAAUAAAGGUUCAAUACACUUUCAGAAAUACCAUGUUGGGACGUAAAUUCUUCACGUUUUUUCUCCGUCCAUUGCUUUAUCGCAUAACACGAAAAUAUGGGACACUCAGCGCAACAACCUGUUGCUUUAUGUAUCCGAUAAAACUAUCUCAUAUUUCUACUGAAACUAUAAUGACGAAUUACCAAUAUAUUGAAUAUCCCUUAUUAUCUUCAUUACAAUUACAAAUAGACUCUACAAUCAGUUUUAUAAAUCAACUUCUUAAAGAAUUUCAUACACUUCUAGUUAAUUUAGAGCAAAUUGCUAUUCAAUAUGGUGAAUUACAAUUAUCUUACAUGAAUUCAGACGAGCAAAAUGAUGAAUUAUUAUUAGAGCUACGUUCACAGUGGUCUAUACUUACGCAUAAACUUGAUAAUAUGGAAAUAAUUGUACGUUCUUCUGUAAAUAUUCUACAAAAUUCAUUAGAAACUGCAUUUUUGUACGAAGAAUAUAUUAAGACAACACCUACUAAACACAAACAUUUACCCAAUGAAACUUUAUUAACACAAGCUGGAUUAACUUUUCAUACAAUAGAAAAAGAAUUUAAUGAUCUUAAAAGUAAACGAAGAGAUAUUGUUAAAUUAUGGUCAACCCAGAUAGCUGAAAAUAUUAAACGAUUUCUAUGAUACAACUUGAAGCACUACCAAAGGUACAACAAAAUCAUCUUCAAUGGGAUGAAAGUAUUUUGAACAAAAUUAAAUGUAGUGUUGAUGGUUUAUAUGAGUUAAAAAAUAAAUUUUUAAAUGAAUGGGCUGAUAAAUUUGGUAUAUUAGACGAUUCAGCAAGCGAAGUUUGGAUGAAACCUGAUAAUAUUCAUUCAAUGAUUAUGGAGUCUUGUGAAUUGAAUAAAAACAAGAAUGAGAUAACACAAUCAAAAUUUGAAGACACAAUAUCCAUAUUCAAAGAAUAUGAGUCAGUUUUUAUGUAUGCACCUGUACUAGACAAGGCGGAAUUCUGUUAUCAGUAUGGUAAAGCUUUCAAUGCGAUUGAUUCAGAUUUGUAUGCUGGUAACAUUAGUAGUCUUCAUGAUAUGACUGGUGAUGAUGAUAAUGAUACUGUCAAUGAUUUCACGAGUCCAGCAGUUCAGUGGUUAACUAAAGCUUUAAAAUUUAAUCCACAACAUUUAGAAGCAUGGUGUGAAUUAGGUGAUUCAUGUUGGCGACAAGGUGAUCCUUGCCAAGCUGCAGAUCAUUUUCGACAAGCAUUAAAAAUAGAUCCAAAAUAUGUAAAGGCACUUUGUAAUUUGUCAAUGGUAUUACGUCAACCACCUAAUACUACUACUAAUAUUAGUGAAAAUAUUGAUGAUAUAUCAUCAUAUGAAUCUGAUAAAACUAAAUCUCUCUCCUCCUCACCAUCAUCGUCAGAUACACCGAUGAAAUGCUCCAUUUUUCAUCAAUCUGUUGAUUUAGCUCAUCAAGCAGUUAGUCAACAGCCUACAAAUGGUUAUGCAUGGUCUAUACUAGGCAAUGCAUUACUAACUUUAUUUUUUAAAAGUUUUAGUUCAACUAUUACACCAACCACUGUUUCAUCAUAUGACAAAAAUUCAUCAAUCAAUAAAUCUCCACUGAUCUCAUCAUCACCACAACUUAUUAUGACACGAUGUAUUGCUGCAUACGCACAAGCUGUCAAAGAUCGUUCAAUUGCAUUAGAGCCGAACUUUCAUUAUAAUCGUGGUUUAGCUUGGCAUUAUCAGGAUUUAUUUGGACAAACAUUGAAAUGUUGGUUACAGGCUGUUUGUUUAGAUCCAGGCUGGCCUGCUCCACAAUAUGGUAUUAAACGUAUUAUUAAAUUUGUUAUGGAGUGGCAUAAAUUAAUGGAACAAUUCCACAAAAAACAAUCAAUCCAUGUUCACUCUACAGAAAUCAAAUCAGAUCAAACAGAAUUAUCAUCUAGCACAUUAAAGACAAGUUCCAUUAAUCACAAAUCAUCAAUUGAUAAACAACACCAACAAAUGAAUAAUGAAGAUGAGUUUAUUUCACCUCUUAGUCCGUUAAAGAAAUUGAUGGUGACAACUGUGCUUGAAAGUAGCAAUACAACGAAUACGGAUUCGUCUAGCAGUAAUAAUAAUAAUAAUGAUAAUAAUAACAGUAAUAGUGUUGUCCUCGACCAAUCAGAUAUAAGUCAAAACGUAUCAUCAUUGAAUCCCAAAGAGAUAUCAGCAUUAAAUCGUCUACUGGGACCUUAUUGUCCAUUUUCUGGCAAUGAUAAAAAUAAGUCUGGAUCAAAUUUCCAAACAAAAUGGAGUAACAGUGGUAGUAAGAAGAAAAAACACUUGAAAGCUUCUAAAUAUAGUAGUAAAAACAAUAAUAAUAACGACACUUUAACCGAUUCAUCAAGGACUAAUGACAGUCGGUUAAAUUCAUUGGCUAAUUCACAUUGUUUACAGUUUGCUCCAUUCAGUAAUUUACAAGUAGGAUUCAACAAGAACACUGUAUGCAUUGGACGUGUAUUUGCUGAAUUACCUAAUGAUUCUGAUUUAGCAUUAAAUUUACUUUUAAUCGAUCCAUAUGGUACCCCAUUUGCUGUACGAUUGUAUAAUGUUGGAAAAGGUGUUGGACCAACUCGGAAAGACAUCAUUGCUAUACCUCACCCGUUUGUUGAAGAAAUUUUAAUUGAAGGCUUCGUAUUACAUGCAUGUCUAAAUGCAUUGUCAAUUUUAGACAAUCAAUAUCUAUGUGAUAUGAUAGAGAAGUUUUCAUACCUUCGUACAUCUACGGCGUCGACUACUACUACCACUACUACUGACAACGAAUUAAGUAGUAGUGGUGGUAGCAAUGUUAACUGUACAAAGUCUGAAUCGAAUGCUCAAUCUUCUAAUGAACCUACUAUUAAUCUUCCUAAUCAAUUAAUGAAUCUUCAUAUGCGCAUCAUACGUGUUCCAUUGCCAAAUUUUCUUGUAGUUAAUGGUCAAACAGUUGGAUCUAGUUGGACGGCUGCACCCGUUUUAAAAAAUAUUUUUUUUACUUGAAUAAGAUUAAUAGUAUGCAUCGGUCUCGUUUAUUACUGAUUACUUUUCUGGAUCUAUUGCUUAACUGUAUUGUUUUUUUUGAUUUUGUCAAACCUUUCACUCUGAAUUUAUCGUUUUCACAUGAGUUGACCAUAGUGUGAAUGUGUGUGUGUGUGUGUACAUAUUAAUAUACAUGGUAGAUUAGUGACAGCUUUAAACUUAAGUUUUCUGUUCAUAUAUGCUCAUAAGUGUGAUAUAUAGGUGCUACUUGAAAUAAAUCAUGUUUAAUUCCACAGUUUAUUGUCUUAUCCAACCAGUUAGUUACAAUUCAUCGAUCAUUAGGUGGUAAUCAAUGUCAUGUGUGUCAAGUCCUUCUGAGUGCAGAUCGAAUGCUAUCGACCAAGUUGAGAUGUGGCCACUAGUCAAGGUGACUCGACAUUACGUACACUAUGUUGAGAUAAGAUGGUGGUUGGAGGUAGUCAACAGGAAACCCUUGGCCCGAGUUUCGUGCUACUUGGCACUCGUCAGCAAGGUGCACCUGUAAUCUUGAGGACUGGUGCUCCCUGACGGAUUCGGCCCCGUGUCACCCAGCUUCACAGUCAGAGACGUUACCACUGAGCUAUCUGGGCCGCACCCACCCCACUGUAGGACUGAGGUGUAAUCACAAUUGAUAGAUCACUGGGUGGUGAUCAGUAUCAUGUAUAUCAAGUCUUUCUUAGUUAGUUAUUGUAGCUUUUUUCUUCUACAUAAUUAUUAUGUAUCACAAUGGUUGAGAUUUUUCACUCCAUAUACCUGUAUAUAAUGGUUCGUGAUUAAUAAACAACUUUGGGCGUCUAUAUAUCUCACUAUGUAUUAGUUACUAAUUUGUGGUGGAUAUAAAUGGUGGCUUAUUGAUAUAGAAUAUUUAAAAUCCUGUCCAAUGGGUCAUUAACCUUAGUAAAUACAUCGGAAUAGCAUUAAUUAGACGUCAUGCGAAUGUUGUCUCCAAUACCAUAGUUUAGUAAGUAUAGUUUUAACUAUAUACUAAUACGGGGUGACGUUGCUAAAUACCAACAUUGUAGGUUGUUUACCUUUUAAUUAGAAAUUUUUGUUUCUAAUUCACAUUUCGAU
Molecule: messenger RNA, 4775 nt
Organism: Schistosoma haematobium
Lineage: Eukaryota; Metazoa; Platyhelminthes; Trematoda; Strigeidida; Schistosomatidae
Gene: TTC5
Product: Tetratricopeptide repeat protein 5
Exons: 8
Coding region: 1341-3686 (781 amino acids)
Molecular function (GO): protein binding
Source: RefSeq, a predicted model, not a curated record